GAUAAACGAAGAGCUCGAGUUGUGCCGGUCUAUCGCAUCUAUCCGUGCGGUCUGGUGGUGCAUUGGUGCAUCCGUCUUUGUUCGAUUGUCGCGUGUUUACGAGCGUUGUGUCAGCUGUGUGUCAAGCGAACGGUUCAGUGUAUGUGUGUUACCGAAGCGUGUGCAGUCUCUCUGGCAACGUGUACGGACUCGCUCGCACGGAGACUCGUCGAGGAGGUUAGGACGAAGCGCGAUCGGUCGGCGGUGUGCCGGUGGUGGUGGGCUGCGUGCGUUUCCCCGAGGAGAGCGCGCCACGACAGAAACGUGUGCCUCUGCCUAGUGCCUGCGUGCCAGCCCGCUCGCUCACCCGCUUCUGGUGAAUUCGUAUGGUGAAUUAUUGAUCCGCGGCGGCGUGUGCGUGCGGAAAAACCGCGCGAGUAAAAGAGAGCGAUUCACGGUGGAUAGGAAAACCGAACGGAUAAACGGAGAAAACAUUGAAAGAAGACAGUAACUGCAAACCGGCUCCCGUUUAUACCGGUGUCUUUUGUUUUGAAAACUGUGCGCGCGCGAACACGCACUUCGCAUUAUACAUAUAUUACAGCUUUUAACAAGCUCUGGAGGUGGAACAGUGGUGGCAGCGACGGAUUUUCUUUCCCCUAGGCGGGACCAAGCGAGAAGUGUUCGCACAUAUUCCAUUACUUUCAACGUAACACGCGUCUACGUGUCUCUCCUUUUCUGUCAUUCUCUCUCAUUCUUCUCCUUUCUCCCUCUUUCCUCUUUCUUUCUCUUUCUAUCUAUUUCCCCGCUCUUUCUUCACCGCUCUCGCGUGUUAUAUGUGUGUGCGUUUCUCUCCGUCUCGCUCUGUCUGCGUUACCUUCGCCGCGUGUGCGUCAACGAAACUAAACGCGGGAAAAGCUCGGCGCGAAAUAUAUUCGAGGGGAAUGUACACGGUGCUUAUCGUGAAACGCGGUGCGUUUUCGUUGCUCAACCAGUGAGUGCCUCAGUGUAGAGAUACGAGAAUACGGGAUAUUUAGACGGGAAGCCCGUACAAAAGCAUGUUGUCGUCGUCGUAAGACGACGACGACGACGACGGUCGCGACAACGACGACAACCAUCACGACGAUAAACGUUCGAGGAACUUAAACGCGACGCUGUACGCUUUGUCGCGCUCUUUCGAGUCUUGAUAAUCCAGGACAAGCAAACCCUACCUCCACCACCGCGACUUGGAUGGAUACUGUGCAUUAUUUCUGGAGCAGUGCGGUGGCUGCAGCCGACACCAUUUCCGCGCCGUGGACUCCCACGAGUUCCGGGCCGCCGCCCGACGCGAACGGCUCCGGCUCGGAUACCAAGAACCUCGACGUUGGCGAAAUUAGCGAUGACGAGAAGGACCUAUCGGCAGCGGACGCGGAAGGUGUAUGGUCGCCGGAUAUCGAGCAGAGCUUCCAAGAAGCUCUCACUAUAUAUCCGCCAUGCGGCCGACGCAAAAUCAUCCUGUCCGACGAAGGGAAGAUGUACGGUCGGAACGAGCUGAUCGCCCGUUACAUCAAACUGAGGACAGGCAAGACGAGGACGCGAAAGCAGGUCUCUUCGCACAUACAAGUGCUUGCUAGGCGAAAACUUCGCGAGAUCCAAGCGAAACUCAAAGUGGAUCAUGCCGCCAAGGAGAAGGCGCUCCAGACAAUGUCGAGCAUGUCGAGCGCCCAGAUAGUAUCAGCUGGGAGUGCGAUACACAACAAGAUGCCCCCCGCCCUCGUGGGGCCCCUUGCCCUUCAUGCUUCCACCCCUGUCUCCUAUCCCGGAGCGCAAUUCUGGCAACCGGGUUUGCAGCCAGGAACGUCCCAGGAUGUCAAACCGUUUUCGCAGCCGGCGUACACCGGAAAACCAGCGACAGCGGUUUCAAGCGGUGACAUGGUCCAGGCUCAACCACCCCCGCCCUGGGAAGGACGUGCCAUCGCGACCCACAAGCUCAGGCUUGUCGAGUUCUCGGCCUACAUGGAGCACCAGAGAGAUCAGGAUAUUUAUCACAAGCACCUGUUCGUCCACAUAGGAGGGUCCGCGACUUACGCGGAUCCAUUGCUAGAGGCUGUUGAUGUCAGGCAGAUAUACGAUAAAUUCCCAGAAAAAAAGGGCGGCCUGAAGGAACUUUACGACAAGGGACCACAGGUAGCUUUUUUCCUCGUUAAAUUUUGGGCUGAUCUCAAUACGAACAUUCAGGACGAAGCUGGAGCUUUUUACGGCGUAACAAGCCAGUACGAGAGCAACGAGAACAUGACGAUAACAUGUUCGACCAAAGUCUGCUCCUUCGGGAAACAGGUGGUGGAAAAAGUGGAGACAGAAUACGCUAGGUUCGAAAAUGGCAGGUUCGUCUAUCGUAUUAGUCGUUCGCCCAUGUGCGAAUAUAUGAUCAACUUCAUACAUAAAUUGAAGCACCUGCCAGAAAAGUACAUGAUGAACAGCGUUCUCGAGAAUUUCACUAUUCUUCAGGUUGUAACGAACAGGGAUACGCAGGAAACGUUGUUAUGUACAGCAUACGUGUUUGAAGUGUCGACGUCCGAGCACGGUGCACAACAUCACAUAUACAGAUUGAUCAAGGACUAGCCUGCUUGAACCUGCUCGCCAUGCAGCCAUCCACCCCCCAUCAGUGCCUACCAUCACAUAAAAAAAAUCAUCCAUACGCGCAUAUACACGUCUACACACAAAAAUGUUAACCCUUUGAAGCAUUAUAGUUAUAUCAUUGUGAUAUCACAUUUUUAUAUUAUUUUGUAGAUUCUUCUUAUCCUUAACCAAGGACAUAAAUAUAGUAUUUACAUGUAGAAUAAAUAUGAUAUUUAUAUCACGUAUCAAAUGAUUAACAAAAUUUGAUUUUAAUUGAUUUGUAUAUGAAAUAUGUAAAUGUAAAUUUCUAUAAUUUAAUUUUUCUCUUUCCUUUUUUUUCUUUUUUAAUCGAUUAUAAACGAUUGAUAAUCUUGAAUAUCUUUUUUGAACGCUUCAUGGGGUUAAGCGUUAAUACAUAAUUGUAAACACGCUAUCUACUAUACAUAGAUACAUUUCGCAUCUAUGUAUAAUAAAGGUUCCAUUGAAAAUGUUCUAUUAUCAAAAGAAAAAAAGGAAAAAAUAAUACUUAGAGUCAUAUGUUUUUACGUUUAUCCAACGUUUAUUUUAAUGAUAGAAAAUAUUUAACUAUUUAGAGAUUUGAUUAUUGUAUAAAUAUAUUUUUAUUUACAAAUUUAAGAUUUAUACAUGAUUUUUAAUCGAAUUAUAAUUUUUAAUUAGAUCUUUUUUUGUUCUGUAUUUUCGAACAUUUUCUGUGAAACUCCUUAAAGAGAAUUUGGAACACAAAUACGUGAAUACAUUAUACACAUAUACAUACACAAACAUAUGUACACCUUUACACGUUAGAAGUACUGGCCAGCCCGAGCUUGAGUUUGAUUCAAAACUGAGAAAAGUUGUAAUAAAAAAAAAAAAAAAAAAUUGGUACGCGUGUUUUAACGUAUCGUGGAAAGAAUUUCCUGCUUAUGGUUUCUGCAGGAAGCGCAUUCCAGAUGACGAAAUUGUAAAUUUUAUAUUGAGAAACAGAUAUAAUCGUAUAUAUAUUUUAUGAAUAUUCCGUCAUUUGCUUGUAAACGAUCGAAUUCGUCGGGGUUUUAAUAAAAGAGAUAUAAUAAAAGUUAAGUUAAAAUUGACGACAAUAAAUUUGGAAAAAAAUGAGUGUCGGAGAUAUAGUGUAUGUACCAAACGAAGAAGAAUAAAAAUAUAUAUAUAAAAUCAUAAAAAAAAAAAGUGUAAGAUGAGAAACAGACUCUGAUCUCGGAAAGGCGUGGUACCAACAUAAUUUAGUAUUAUAGUUUUAUUAUUAAAUUAGGAAAUAGAUCAGACAAGACAUCCACACACAGAUAUACAUAUAUUACAUAUAAGAAUAUAUAUGUUAAAUAUUAAUGCAAUGAUUACGAUUUACAUUGUUAUAAAUGAUCGUGUAUAAAGUUAUCUAAGUGAUUUCUAAGUUUUAAACGAAAUGGAAGUUGAAUAGAGAGGUAAUGCCAUUAUGAUUUCUUAAGUUUCCUUAAUUAUAUUAUCAUUAUAAUUUUUUUUUUUUUUUUAAUUAUCCAAACUGAAAAAGAUUGAGAAUAACGUUACAACCGAAACCUUAAGUUUUCUUUUAUAGAAAUGUUUUCUUUUUUUCUUUUCAUUUUUUUUUUUUUUUUUUUUUUUUUUUUUUUUUUUUUUUAAGUUCUAUUACGACUAACAGUAAGAAUUUUCGCUGCAGAGCUUUUUAAUUCUCAAUGAUCAGAUAAAAGAAAAAAGAUUUUUAUGUACUUUCUAAAACUUUUAAUAAACGCACUUAAAAUUGUGCAAACCCACCCAUUCUUAGGCAGCGACACUUAGAUUAGAGGGAUGUGUUUGUAUUUCUUAUAAUCAUUUUAUUUCGUACUCUAAGAUCUUUCUUUUUUCUAUAGUUCUUACGUAAAUGAUUUUCUUACUUAGCAUAUUUUGUUUGUUUUUAUCUUUCUAUUACACAUUUAUAAUACGAAUAUAUCAGAUUUUAUUAAUUACGUGCGCUAGAUACGGACAACAUCUAUCAAAUAGAGAUACUUUUCUUUAACUUAGUGACAUGAUCAUCUUAAUAUUUUUUAUUAGGAGAAUAUUAAAAUUAAAGUUGAAGAAUGUAAAAUAAAUCUAAUCUUUGAGCUUGAUUCUCCAUUUUUAAAGAGCAACUACGUAAUAGUGUGAUAAACUUCAUCACAGCUCUCUAAAUUUGAGCAUAUUUUAAGAGUUCAUACAAAACUUUGCUUGUUGACAAUGUGUUUUGUACUUAAUUUUAUUUUAACAUUUCAAUGUAUGAACCAGAAAAGUUUCAUAUUAUAGAUAUUCUUUUACAAUUUUACAAUUUUUCAAUAACAAUUAUGUAAGAGAGUAAAGGACCAUUAAAAUCUUAUGCGAUUAAUUUUAUUUAGUCACAUCUCUCGCAGAGACUAUAUACAUGUAAAUGCACAGAAAACUUUUUAUAUAUUCUUUAAUCUGAUCAAUUGCCUGUUCUGAAACAGGACUUGCCUAUAUGGAGCAGUGAAUGUUAAGAUAAUACAGGAAAGAAUCAUGUAUACUUUAAGAAAAUAAUUAAUACUUAUUUUAUUCUUUACUUUAAUUAACUUUUACGCAACAAGUGGCAAUGUAUUUUGAUCUCUCUUUUAGUCAGAAAUAUGUCGCUUUUUAUUUGGGGUGAGAAUUAAAUUCGUUAAGUGAUUGACUGAAUAACGAAGGAACUUAUAUAUUUAAAUAAUAAUGUAUAUGGCUUUCGUUCAAUAACUGGCAGCUUUCACAAUUUUCACAGUUUUUACUUAUUGUUACCUUUUUUUUUUUCUUUUUUUUUUUCUCUUUAUAAUUGAUUAUAAGUUUCGUUUUUACACAUUAUAUCUAUAAAUCGUAAUUUUACUAAAUUGUGUGUAUAUUAAGGUAGAAUUGGAAUCAUUAAGAUGAUUUUAUAUGAUAUUAUCAGAAAAUUUAAUUACUUGUUUUUAUCAGUAGUAUAUACGUAGAUAACAAGAAAAAGAAAAAAUAUUUUUCUGCGAUUUAAAUCAAUAAAAAUAAAUAUAUGCGCUAUAGUAAAAAUUAUUUUGUUUAAUAUUAAUUAAUCAAAAAGAUAUCUAAUGGUUCUAAUUCUGCCCGUGAUAAAUUGUUAUUACAAAAGCAAGAAAUUAUGCAAUAUAUUUAGAAAAUACUCAAAUGUUUUUGGUUAUGCGAAUUUUUAUUUUAAAGAAAAAUCAUGAAGAAAAAAAAUGGGAGGAGUUUGAAAUCGCAAAAAGGAGCACCGACACUAAUAUUAUUAACAUUAACGAAUAAUGAUUUUAAAGUAAGCGAAU
Messenger RNA from Apis mellifera (honey bee), 5834 nucleotides. RefSeq names its product transcriptional enhancer factor TEF-1 (gene scalloped). The record is from RefSeq and is a predicted model, not a curated record. Gene Ontology annotation, molecular function: RNA polymerase II cis-regulatory region sequence-specific DNA binding; DNA-binding transcription factor activity, RNA polymerase II-specific. Gene Ontology annotation, cellular component: transcription regulator complex. Bases 1207 to 2577 code for a protein of 456 amino acids. The transcript is spliced from 9 exons. Gene Ontology annotation, biological process: regulation of transcription by RNA polymerase II; embryonic organ development; hippo signaling. Lineage: Eukaryota; Metazoa; Arthropoda; Insecta; Hymenoptera; Apidae.